GGGGCGGAGGGCGCAGCGCGGGGCGGCCGUCGGGGCGCAUGGACGGGCCCGGGGCGCGGGGCCCGCGGCGCCGCCAUGAGGAAGCAGAGCGUGCGCACGGCCGCGCUCAUCCUGUGCAUCCUGUCCUACCUGCUGGUGGGCGCCGCGGUCUUCGACGCGCUCGAGUCCGAGGCGGAGCGCGGCCGCCAGCGGCUGCUGGCCCAGAAGCGCGGCGAGUUCCGGAGGAAGUACCGCUUCUCGGCCGAGGACUACCGCGAGCUGGAGCGCCUGGCGCUGCAGGCCGAGCCGCACCGCGCCGGCCGCCAGUGGAAGUUCGCCGGCUCCUUCUACUUCGCCAUCACCGUCAUCACCACCAUCGGGUACGGCCACGCCGCGCCGGGCACGGACUCGGGCAAGGUCUUCUGCAUGUUCUAUGCGCUCCUGGGCAUCCCCCUGACGCUGGUCACCUUCCAGAGCCUGGGCGAGCGCCUGAACGCGCUGGUGCGGCGCCUCCUGCUGGCGGCCAAGCGCUGCCUGGGCCUGCGGCGGCCGCGCGUGUCCACCGAGAACAUGGUGGUGGCCGGGCUGCUGGUGUGCGCCGCCACCCUGGCCCUCGGGGCCGCCGCCUUCGCGCACUUCGAGGGCUGGACCUUCUUCCACGCCUACUACUACUGCUUCAUCACCCUCACCACCAUCGGCUUCGGUGACUUCGUGGCGCUGCAGAGAGACGAGGCGCUUCAGAGGAAGCCGCCCUACGUGGCCUUCAGCUUCCUCUACAUCCUCCUGGGGCUCACGGUCAUCGGCGCCUUCCUCAACCUCGUGGUCCUGCGCUUUCUGGCGGCCAGCACCGACGCGCCCGAGCGCGCCACCCGCCGCGCCAGCCCGCUCCGCCUGGGGGCGCCCGAGAGCCGCGGCCGCCCUCCGCCCCGCCGCCCUGCCCGCGCCGGGGGCUCCGCCUCCAUCUCGUCCCGCGUGCACCGGCUGCAGCUGGGAGCCCGCGACAACCUGGCCUUCUCACCCCCCUCGAGCCCUGGGGCUGUGGGCGGCGGCACGGUGGGCAGGCCCCCGGCCCGGCGGAAGUCCAUCUGACAGCCCUGUCCCGGGCCCCGGAGGGUGGGGGUUGGGGGAGGUCGAGGGAACAGGAGGGGCUAGGGUCACCUGUCAGGGCAUGCUCCCCAGAGCUUGGAGAGGGUAGAGGGGCUGUGGCCUCAGGGCCGUCUUCUGCCACGAGCAGUGUGUCUUUCCCUUCUGUGGCCAGCCCCUCCCUCCUCUCCAAAAAUCCAUUAAAGCCGCACCUUAAGCACAAGCACGUCCUGUAGGUGCAAAUCCCCGUGGUCCGAACUGUUUUAGGAAGGCGCGGCCACAUCAGCCACCCAGGAGAGGCUCUCCACAGGCCCAUGUCAUCAGCUAGCCCUCCCGAGUGGAAACAGGUGGCUGUUUCUCUGCUGAGAGAGGAGGCAGGUUUUCCGUGUUGUAAGGGAAAAUGCGGGACUUUCAACCCUGGGAGGCAGGCAGUGAGGCCAGCUGCUCACACCAGGAGAGGCAUGGGGAUCGGAUGCACUGAAGGGAAACAGCUCCUGUCCCCGAGUGGAGGGGCGGACAAAUCUGCACUAUUUAAACGAUCGCUCAUCCUCUUGC
Panthera uncia (snow leopard) is the source of this 1617-nucleotide messenger RNA. RefSeq names its product potassium two pore domain channel subfamily K member 15 (gene KCNK15). Gene Ontology annotation, cellular component: membrane. The transcript has 2 exons. The record is from RefSeq and is a predicted model, not a curated record. The coding region runs from base 76 to 1068 and encodes 330 amino acids. NCBI's taxonomy places the organism in Eukaryota, Metazoa, Chordata, Mammalia, Carnivora, Felidae. Gene Ontology annotation, biological process: potassium ion transmembrane transport; stabilization of membrane potential. Gene Ontology annotation, molecular function: potassium ion leak channel activity.